CGGAGCGCGGGGACCGUGAGCGCCGCGGUGCGGGAGCACCUGCGGAAGCUGUGUCUGCGGGAGUUCCCGUGCGGCGCCGGCAGCUGGAACAAGUCGCGAUUCCUCCCCCGGACUUGUCGGGUGUGGCGGGAGCUGGUCCCCAGAGAGGAGGAGGCAGGGGGCCCCUCGGAGGAGACGGUGGAGGACCUGCUGGGCCUGGUCUGCAGCCCCCAGUCGCCCUGGGCCCUGCUGGAGGGCUCCAGCGCCGAGGACCGCUUCCUGAGGCAGCUGGCCAUCAGCAACCCCCAGAUGCUCAAAGAGGACUUCCUGAACUCCUACUUCAGGUCCCUCCACGUGGUGGACAAGAAGGUGAGCCUGGUGGAUAAAGACCUCCUGAAGUUCCCAAAGCUCGAAGAGCUGGUCCUGAGCGCCAAUGAGAUCAAGGAGAUCGACGCCUUCAAUCUGCCACCAACUCUCAAGGUCCUGGAGCUCUACGGCAACUACAUCAGCAGCAUGAAGUGCCUAUGCGACCGUCCCCCACCGGGCCUGCAGCACCUGGGCCUGGGCGACAACAAGCUGCUGGGCCCCCUGCAGAGCGUGUACAUCACCGCCCAGCACUGGCCCAACCUGGUGUCUCUGGACCUGGGCUUCAACGACCUGACGGACCUGCAGGCCAUGGUGGCCAGCCUGAGCACGCUGCAGCGCCUGCGGCUGCUGGUGCUGCAGGGCAACCCGCUGGCCCUGGUGCCCUACUACCGCGGCUUCACCAUCGACAGCCUGGCGCGGCUCUGCGUGCUGGACGACAUCACCGUGUCCUCCAGCGAGAAGCACCAGUUCCAGGGGCUCCGCCCCAAAGGCGACUUCCUGGCGCGCGAGGCGCAGUUCGUGGUGACGAUCGGGAACAUCCGGGGGGUUCUGGACUCCUCGGUCCUGGACCCGGACCCGGGGCCGCAGGGGCCCUUCAUCUCCUACAGCUACUACGUCACCUACGACUUCGUGGAGGACGAGGAAGGCGAAGGGAGCGAGUACGAAGGGGUGCUGGCUGAGAUCGUCAAGCCCGCGCCCAGCGAGGAGGAGGUCCCCGAGGAGGCGCCCCCCACGCCCACGGCCGAGGAGGCGGAGGAGGAGGCCGAGUCGGUGCCCUCGUCCCUGUCGCAGUCGCUGGAGCUGGAGUCGGGGGUGUCGGCCGGGACACCCUCGCUGCCCCGCUCCCUGGGCUCCGACGCCGAGGAGCUGGCGCAGCUGCGGCCCAGGAUGGACUUCCGGCUCUGCCCGUCCCCGGGGACAGUCCUCUUCAGCACCGUCCGCAAGCCCUGGGCUAACGUCAUCCCCUGCAGCUACGAGAUGCAGCACUCGCUCCGGGACCUGGUGCCGCUCAAGGCCUUCCUGCUGGCGGGGACCACAGUCACCAUCGUGGAGGAGAAGAUCCUCUCCUGGCCCGUGGUGCCCCCUCCCGUCGACUUUCCCACGGCUGGCAAGGGAAAAGGGGAGAAGAAGAAAGAGAAAGCGGAGAGAGACAAGAAGGGGAAAGACAAGGCCGCCCAAGGGGAGAAGGAGAAGAAGGACCAGAAGGGGCCCAGGAAGAAGAGAGGGCUUUCCAAGGAGCUUCGCCAGGACCCUCCCAUCCUGCGGGUGCUGGGCAGCGGCUUGGUGGUCCUGGAGCCCCUGCUAGCCGGGGAGUCCCUCGUGUCCACCCUGUGCAAGUUCGGGGUGAUCCGCACCCUGGAAUCCGACAGGCUGACGUUUCUCAGGGAUUCAAAGAAUAAGAAAGCUAAGAAAGGUGCGGAGCCGAGGAAGGCCAAGAACAAGAUGCCAGUCUUGUCAGGCCCUGCCAUGUUCCGCAGGCUGGGCUGGCUGGUCCUGUACAGCCUGGCUGUGCUGCUGCUCAGCUGCCUGCUCUUCCUGAAGAAGGAGGCCAAGCCGGCAGGGGUCCCCGCAGCCCGCCAGCCCUUCUGGGCUCCCCCGGGGCCCCGCCGGAGCCACUGCCCACCCAACCGCACUGUGGCCAACGCCUCCCUGUCCCUGCCUGGCCGGCACCGUCUCUUCCUGACCUAUCGCCACUGCCGCAACUUCUCCAUUCUGCUGGAGCCGUCCGGCUGUGCCGAGGACGUCUUUCUGCUGCUGGCCAUCAAGUCGCAGCCUGGCCACGUGGAGCGGCGCGCGGCCAUCCGCAGCACGUGGGGCCGGGGGGGCGCCUGGGCGCAGGGCCGGCGGCUGAAGCUGGUGUUCCUCCUCGGGGUGGCAGGGCCCGCACCGCCCGCCCAGCUGCUGGCCUACGAGAGCCGGGAGUUUGACGACAUCCUCCAGUGGGACUUCACGGAGGACUUCUUCAACCUGACGCUCAAGGAGCUGCACCUGCAGCGCUGGGUGGCGGCCGCCUGUCCCCAGGCCCACUUCCUGCUAAAGGGCGACGACGACGUCUUUGUCCACGUGCCCAACGUCCUGGAGUUCCUGGACGGCUGGGACCCAGCCCAGGACCUCUUGGUGGGAGAUGUCAUCCGCCAGGCUCUGCCCAACAGGAACACCAAGGUCAAGUACUUCAUCCCGCCCUCCAUGUACAGGGCCCGCCACUACCCGCCCUACGCGGGGGGCGGGGGGUACGUCAUGUCCAGGGCCACCGUGCGGCGCCUCCGCGCAGCCGUGGAGGCGGCCGAGCUCUUCCCCAUCGAUGACGUCUUUGUGGGCAUGUGCCUGCGGCGGCUGGGGCUGAGCCCCCUGCACCACGCUGGCUUCAAGACCUUUGGAAUCCGGCAGCCCCUGAACCCCCUGGACCCCUGCCUGUUCAGAGGGCUCCUCCUGGUGCACCGGCUCAGCCCCCUGGAGAUGUGGACCAUGUGGGCACUGGUCACAGACGAGAGGCUCAUGUGCGCUGCCGGCCCCUUGUCCCGGCUCUGAGGGGCGGGCUGAACGGACUGGGUGUACGUUUUCCUUUCAUAGAAAUUGAGAAACUUGAAACUUGACCCAGGAUGGUCUACAGGAAACGCUUUGUUUUUUAACCCCCUCCCACACUUUUCUAACUUUGAUUAAAAACUCUGAAACCUG
Molecule: messenger RNA, 3021 nt
Organism: Pipistrellus kuhlii (Kuhl's pipistrelle)
Lineage: Eukaryota; Metazoa; Chordata; Mammalia; Chiroptera; Vespertilionidae
Gene: B3GNT4
Product: UDP-GlcNAc:betaGal beta-1,3-N-acetylglucosaminyltransferase 4
Exons: 13
Coding region: 289-2874 (861 amino acids)
Cellular component (GO): membrane
Molecular function (GO): protein binding; hexosyltransferase activity
Source: RefSeq, a predicted model, not a curated record